ACACUUCAAAAGAUCCUUCGAUCUUUUCUGCCCUCAAGGAAUUGCUCGCUUCUCAACGUUAAAAUCAACGAUUCUUCAAUAUGACUAUCAAAGGCUUCUAUCUCGUCGGACAAAGCAAAGAAGUUUUCCAGCAAGACAUCCACAUUGACCAGUAUCAUGAUUUCGAAGCUUUGCAAGUCGCUAUAGCCGAGCAGUACAACAUCAUCCAGCCAGAUGGCAUUGGACUACAAGAUACAAGAGAGAAUGAUCUGGCAGACUUGGAUGCAGUUCUGGACUGCGAUGAACACAUUGGUAUUACAGUCGAUGGUAAACCAAUUCGAGACCCCUCGGGCCCAGAUGGACUUCCUCUCGUAGGAAGCUAUUAUGAAGUGUUCCCUGAUCAUCUGGGUAACCACGCCCGUUUGUUUCAACGUUACGGGUCGCUUAUCAAGUACGAAACAAUGGGAAAACGAAAUUUUCUGACCAAUGAUCCUGCCAUUGCAACUGUUGCAUUCCAGGAAUCGGCCUUCUUUAGCAAGCUAAUUACCCCAGACCACCCAUUGGCUGGCAUCAAAGACAACAGAGCGCUCUUCAUUGGCGACACUGACACUGACGCCUGGCGUCAGGCGCACAAAUUCAUCCCCCCAGCCAUGUCCCCUAGAGCAGUCCGACAUUACACGCCCCUUAUGGAAGCCACAGUAAAAGAUUCGUUUAAAGUCUUCGACCAGCUCGACAAAGAGGGGGAAGCCUGGAAUGUGUAUCAGUAUAUGCUGAAAAUGGCGUCUCAAGCAGUUUUCAAAUUUUCACUAGGCUACGACGCUCAUCACUUCGACGAGCCGGACUCGCAAUUGAACGAACUGGUAGUAUUGAUUGCGCAGAGUCUGUCGUUGAAUAAGAAGGUCACGUCGAGAGGGUCUUGGUAUGCGAGCUUAGGAGCUCUUCCUUUCACUGCUGCGUACGACUUGAAGAAUGUUCAGAACAAGUUGUGGACAAUACUCAACAAAGCCAUAGAUCAAGCACCCAAAGGCGAUACCGAUGAGGAUUUACCCUUGCAAUCUGCCGCCUUGGGAGCAAGCUGUGUGGUUGACUACCUCAAACGAGCUACAGACGACCAUGGCAAUAAAUUGCCUCGGGAACUCGUUAUCCCCAACAUGCUCCCCAUCGCUGGUGCGGGUUUUACAACUACGUCUUCUCUUCUAUCCUGGCUUAUCUAUUCCCUUUGCGCCUACGAAGGCAACCAAGACCGCCUCCUCCAAGAACUCGUCGAUGCCGGCGUCAACGAAAACACGAGGUGGACCCCCGAACUCUCCGAUGGCCUCACGUUCCUCGACAAAUUCGUUAAGGAAACCCAGCGCCUCCAUAACCCUUCCUUCCAACCUGGACGUACCGCAAAAGUUGAUUGCAUUGUGCCUGGCGGAUACAAACUACCCGCUGGCGCAGUCGUCAUUUGUGCUUUACAUGCAAUUCACAAUAACCCUGCCAUCUGGUCGAACCCCGAUCGCUUCGACCCCGAUCGUUGGGGUACGGAGGAAGUUGCCAACCGUCCGAAGAAUUCAUACAUGCCGUUCGCCACAGGUCCAAGAAGUUGUAUAGGAUUUAACUUUGCGUUGGGAGAAGUAAAGGUGAUAUUACCCGAAUUGGUGUACCGAUAUGAGUUCUCAAAAGAAGGCGACGAGACGGUAACGUACGACCCCGAGUUCCAGCUGAUCCGGCCGAUGAACUUGUACGUUAGGGCGAGGAAGAGGACGAGUUGGCCGGAUAAGACUAAGGCGGCGAAAGAGAUUGCUGAGCAGUAUAGAGAGGGUGAGAAGAACCCA
Molecule: messenger RNA, 1796 nt
Organism: Dothidotthia symphoricarpi CBS 119687
Lineage: Eukaryota; Fungi; Ascomycota; Dothideomycetes; Pleosporales; Dothidotthiaceae
Product: cytochrome P450
Exons: 7
Molecular function (GO): iron ion binding; monooxygenase activity; oxidoreductase activity, acting on paired donors, with incorporation or reduction of molecular oxygen
Source: RefSeq, a predicted model, not a curated record